AUGUACAAAGACCUGGUUGCCCUUGUCCACGAUGGUCAUCUUAUGGGAGAUGCCGAAAAGCGAGCCAAGGGCGAAAAUAGCUAUCGUGGGGAUGUGUGCUUGAAUGUUUCGGAAUUGACAAAUCAGACGAAUUUCACGGAAGUUCGCGAAUAUCGCGGAUAUUGGCCACUUACUUAUGAGGAAAAAGAGCUUGCCCGGAAAAAGCAAUGGAACUGGACGGAUUCGAUUCUUAUCCGAUUUGGUUUUAUCACUCGAGCCUAUAAUGAAUAUGUUGAGCAGCUAUUGAACGUGUUGACAGAAGACCAUUUUCCAGACGUCAUUUGCAUAAACUCGACCUUUUGGGACAUCAGUCGAUGGGAGGAAGUUCGCCCUUCCAAGGACAAGAACGGAUUCAACUAUUACCCGACGUUCCAGCGAAAUAUAGAAAGACUCUGUGAUUUUAUUCGGAGAAAGGAAAUGGAAGCAAUAAACAAAUGCACACUUCUCCAGCCUUGUUUGAAAAUCUGGAGAACUUCCAUGCCAAUCGCUGCAGAAACUAAAGGAGGCGUCCUUGAAGGAAAAGGCGAAAACAACAGCGCGAUGUACAGAGAAGAUAUCGCGCGAUGCAACUUGAAUCUGAUCCCAAUCAUGAACGAGAAAAAGUGGGAUGUAUUAGACGCCAAUUUUUGGUUCAGAAACUGCCAAGAACAGUUCCGAGAGAACGAUGGAAUCCACUGGACUGCCCAUGCUCAUCGCUGGUUGACGAACAUUUUCCUUAGCCACCUCGCCGAAGCAUGGGGUCUCGGAUGGCCAACAUAUCCAAUCAACGACCAUUCGAAGAGCACAGUCGGUGCUAAAAAGUUCAAGGGAGUUCCACUUGAAGGACUCUUCACAUUUGACGAUGAAACACGAAAGAUUAGAGAGACUCGAGGACCUGAUGAUAUUCUCUGUGCUGAGCAAUUGAGGCCACUUAAUUGA
Messenger RNA from Oikopleura dioica, 957 nucleotides. Lineage: Eukaryota; Metazoa; Chordata; Appendicularia; Copelata; Oikopleuridae. The record is from the annotation of a GenBank genome assembly.